Archocentrus centrarchus (flier cichlid) is the source of this 2233-nucleotide messenger RNA. It is a transcript of the gene kcnj11l, whose product is annotated as potassium inwardly rectifying channel subfamily J member 11, like. NCBI's taxonomy places the organism in Eukaryota, Metazoa, Chordata, Actinopteri, Cichliformes, Cichlidae. The record is from RefSeq and is a predicted model, not a curated record. The transcript is spliced from 6 exons. The coding region runs from base 408 to 1715 and encodes 435 amino acids. Gene Ontology annotation, biological process: regulation of monoatomic ion transmembrane transport; potassium ion import across plasma membrane. Gene Ontology annotation, cellular component: plasma membrane. Gene Ontology annotation, molecular function: inward rectifier potassium channel activity.
CAGGGAAUACCACACCAGAAACACGCCUUCACACUUAAAGUCUUUCUCAUCAGGGUUCUGUGAUCAAUCUGUAACUGGUACCAAUCGAUAUUGUAGUCAGCCUGUCAGAGCGCACGUUGGAGGGAACGCAGCUUUUGUUUGUUGUUGCUGUUUGUUAACAAGCAGAAAUGUCAUAAAGUGUGCUGUUGGUAUUUUAGUUUGAAAGUCAGGACCGGACCCUCAGGUGUAUCCUGUUCUAGCCUGACUCAGGUCGCAGCUCGGGUGGUGCUGGACGUGCUGAUGGCUGAAUGAUGGAGUUCGCGCUACGGUUCACGUCGACAUAAAGCAGCCUGCUCGGUGGCUUCACCCUUAUUCUGCUCCAACAGCUCAUUCCCGCACAGGUUCAUUAAGUUGUGUUGUGCAGCAUCAUGUUGGCCAGGAAGGGCCUCUUGCCGGAUGGCUUCCUGCUGACCCGGCUGGCAGAGGACCAGAACCAGCCAAACCGCAGUCGUUCGAGGUCUCAGAGAGCCCGCUUCAUCACCAAGACAGGAUCCUGCAACGUGGCUCACAAGAACAUCAGGGAACAGGGUCGCUUCCUGCAGGAUGUUUUCACCACCAUGGUGGACCUGAAGUGGCAGCACUCCCUCCUCAUCUUCACCUCAGCCUUUCUCUGCUCCUGGAUGCUCUUUGCUAUGAUCUGGUGGCUCCUCGCCUUCGCUCACGGAGACCUGGAGCCCCGUGACCCCAACGGCGAGCCCGGGCCAGUCCCCUGUGUCACCGCCAUCCACUCCUUCACCUCUGCCUUCCUCUUUUCCAUUGAAGUCCAGGUGACCAUCGGUUUUGGCGGCAGGAUGGUGACAGAGGAGUGUCCGAUGGCCAUCACUGUGUUGAUCAUUCAGAACAUUUUGGGGCUGAUUAUCAACGCCGUGAUGCUCGGCUGCGUGUUCAUGAAGACGGCGCAGGCCAACCGGCGAGCAGAGACGCUCAUCUUCUCCAGAAACGCCGUGAUUGCUCCUCGAAACGGCCGGCCGACCUUCAUGUUCAGAGUCGGAGACCUAAGGAAAAGCAUGAUCAUCUCAGCCACAGUCCAGCUGCAGGUGGUCCGGCGGACGGUGACGUCAGAGGGCGAGGUGAUUCCCGUGUGCCAGCUGGACAUCCAGGUGGAGAACCCUCUGAGGAGUAAUGGCAUCUUCCUGGUGUCUCCUCUGAUCAUCAGCCACACCAUGGAGCGAGGGAGCCCUCUGUAUGAGCUGUCCGCCCAGUCGCUGGCCUCCGAGGACCUGGAGAUCAUCGUCAUCCUGGAAGGUGUGGUGGAGACGACGGGGAUCAGCAUGCAGGCUCGGACCUCCUACAUACCGGAGGAGAUCCUGUGGGGGAGGCGCUUCGUCUCCAUCAUAACGGAGGAGGACAGCAGGUACUGCGUCGACUACUCCAAGUUUGGAAACACGGUUCCUGUCCGGAUGUCGUCUCUCAGCGCCAAGGAGCUCGACCAGACCAGAGGAGUCCAGGAAGGUGGGUCAGAUGUCCAGCUGCAGGGGUGGGGGUUGGUUCGAGCUGGCAGAGGAGGCUUCCGCAGAGGAGGAAGGGCCUACGACGGCUCCGCCCCUCACCCUUGGUACGCCCAAUCGGAGAAACCAGAGAAGGAGGUGGAGCAGAAAGGACAGAAGAAGACGGUGCAGCUGGAGGUGAUCGGACGGCAGAUCGAAGAGGACGAACUCGGAGAGAUGAGCGACUGAACACCACUCCUAAAUAAAACUGCACUCAGUUCCUCCAUGUGCCUGUUAGUGGAUGCUGUUCUCCCACAAUGCAAUGCACUAAAGUGUGUCAGAGCUGGAAAAGCAUGGCAGUGAAAUGUUUGUGAAGAAGACAGAAAAUAACAUUAUUAUUAGACAAACACUGAAUGUGUCUGUGUUAGGUUUGUCUCCUUUCCUGUUACUGAAAGUACUCACGAUAAUUAUAUUUAUUUACCACAUACUCAUCUAAAUUAUAAUGACCACAGCAACAGAAACUGACCACAUCAGAUGUUGUUCCUUGUUUUUUCCUGUGCAUAUUGACCACAGGCUAAACACGACUGGAACCUGCUGACAUUUUGGGACUCCGUUAACUGUUGUUGUCUUCUUUCAUUCCCUCGUGGUUAUUGUCUCAUCCUUUAGUCACAGAUUAUUUACAAACCCGUGUAUGUAGAUUAUUAUACUGCAGAUAAAAGAACUGAUAAAGGCCAGUAAGUACUGAGGUUUGUAGCACACGAUGUCCU